GCGCACCCACAAGAAGAAACAUAUUGAGAAGUCUGAGGAGAGGGUCAAGGAGGCGAGGGAGGCGCUUCAGGAGGCGCAGCAGCGCCUCUACGACGCGGAGCUCGCGCAGUCCAAGACCCAUCAGGAGACCCUUAGCCAAAUCGAAUUCUACAUCAAGGAAGCUCAGCCCCAGUCAGUUCUUCAAGAGCCGCCCACAGGACCAGAAGAAGUCAAUCCAGUCCACGAGCUCGCGAUGCCCGAGGUCAUGAAUGAGGCGGCGCGUAAGUGCGCAGGGCGCUUUGGGCUGGACGCAGCCGGGUUGCUCCAGGCGGCCUCCGUCAAGAGGGGGGAGCUCCAGGCGCCGUUGCCGGAGCCGCCCGCAGCCG
Messenger RNA from Prorocentrum cordatum, 365 nucleotides. NCBI's taxonomy places the organism in Eukaryota, Dinophyceae, Prorocentrales, Prorocentraceae. The record is from the annotation of a GenBank genome assembly.